AUCUCAGCCUUAGCAGAGCUCUGCGUCUCACUCCAAGCUGAGUAGAGACGCACUAAACUGGAGCUCAACUGAAGUUUACGCACACAGACCACCAGUAAAACUGAUUGGAUAUCCAUGCUAACAACCCUACGUGUUUUCGAGCAACAUUUUUGAGAUCGUUCUUUUGCAGUUUCUAAAAAUUGCGAUUACUUAUAUAAAUCGACUGAACUGACGGACAUGAGAGGAUGGUAGGAUUGUCGCACAGUAAUCACAGUAAUCACUGAAUGAAAAUGGUGUGACGGCGCAUCGCUUCUCCGAUAUUAGGACUGGAAAGUACAUCGCUUUCUCCACAUUUCAUCCUUUUUUCCCCCAAACCCAGAUGAUCGGUUUCUCAUCGCAGCUUCACUUAUAAGCACCUGUUGUGUGUCUUUGCUGAUGAGUUCAUACGCGCCGGGAUUUUUCUCAAGAACCGAAAACCUACAGCCUCGGUGUAACAUGGCCUAGCAGCGAUGUCCCAGCUGUAUUACCGUCGUACUGAUAACUCCUCAUAUCGAGACCGCAUCCCACUGCGGAUCGUGCGGGCUGAGUCAGAACUGUCUCCCCUAGAGAAGGCCUACCUGAAUGCUGUAGAGAAGGGUGACUAUGGCAGUGUAAAGCAAGCCCUGGACGAGGCUGAGAUCUACUUCAGAAUCAACAUCAACUGCAUCGACCCACUUGGCCGCACAGCCCUGCUUAUCGCCAUUGAGAAUGAGAACUUGGAGAUCAUCGAACUUCUGCUCAGUUUUAAUGUAUAUGUGGGUGAUGCUCUGCUCCAUGCCAUACGCAAAGAGGUGGUGGGUGCUGUGGAGCUACUGCUCAACCACAAGAAGCCCAGUGGGGGCAUGCAGGUCCCUCCUAUUCUGCUGGACAAACAGUUUUCUGACUUCACCCCUGACAUAACACCCAUUAUUCUGGCUGCUCACACCAACAACUAUGAGAUCAUCAAGCUUCUGGUGCAGAAGGGCGUCUCGGUGCCCCAGCCUCAUGAGGUGCGCUGCAACUGUGUGGAGUGUGUAUCCGGCUCAGAUGUGGAUAGCUUGCGUCACUCACGCUCCCGUCUUAACAUCUACCGUGCACUGUCCAGCCCAUCGCUGAUCGCUCUGUCCAGUGAGGAUCCGUUCCUCACAGCGUUCCGUCUCAGCUGGGAGCUUCAGGAGCUCAGCAAGGUGGAGAACGAGUUCAAGGCUGAGUAUGAGGAAUUGUCGCACCAGUGCAAACAAUUUGCCAAGGAUCUGCUGGACCAGACACGCAGCUCCCGAGAGCUAGAGCUCAUCCUCAAUUACAGAGAUGAUAUAAAUCUGCUGGAGGAUGAGGGCAACAACAGUGAUCUUGCCAGGCUCAAACUAGCUAUCAAGUACCAUCAGAAGGAGUUUGUAGCACAGCCAAACUGCCAGCAGCUCUUGGCAUCCCGCUGGUAUGAUGAGUUUCCGGGCUGGAGGAGACGCCACUGGGCUGGCAAAUUUGUCACAUGCAUUUUCAUCGGCCUCCUCUUUCCUCUAUUCUCCAUCUUCUAUCUGAUAGCUCCCAAGACUCACUAUGGUCUUUUUAUUCGCAAACCCUUCAUCAAGUUCAUCUGCCACACAGCCUCCUACCUGACCUUCCUCUUCCUCCUUCUUCUGGCAUCCCAGCAUGUGGUCACCACUGAGUCGGAUCGGCAGGGUCCAGCUCCCACCACUGUGGAAUGGAUGAUACUGCCUUGGGUGCUUGGGUUUAUCUGGGCUGAGAUCAAACAGAUGUGGGAUGGAGGCUUUCAAGAUUAUGUCCAUGACUGGUGGAACCUCAUGGAUUUUGUCAUGAAUUCUCUCUAUUUAGCCACUAUCUCUCUAAAGAUUGUAGCUUAUAUAAAGUAUAGUGACUUUAAACCUCGGAAGGAUUGGGAGAUGUCGCAUCCUACCCUGGUGGCAGAGGCGCUAUUCGCCAUAGCCAACAUCUUCAGUUCUCUGCGCUUGAUCUCGCUCUUCACAGCUAACUCCCACCUGGGUCCUCUGCAAAUUUCUCUGGGCCGCAUGCUCCUGGAUAUCCUUAAAUUCCUCUUCAUCUACUGCCUGGUGCUUUUGGCCUUCGCAAAUGGUCUCAACCAACUAUAUUUUUAUUAUGAGACCGAUGCUUCAAACAAGACAGGGAACUGCAAGGGUAUUCGUUGUGUACACCAGAAUAACGCAUUCUCCACGUUAUUUGAAACCCUCCAGUCUUUGUUCUGGUCCAUAUUUGGCCUCAUCAGUCUACAUGUGACUAACGUUGACCCCAAACACCAAUUCACCGAGUUUGUUGGAGCAACCAUGUUUGGAACUUAUAAUAUCAUUUCCUUGGUAGUGCUUCUCAACAUGUUAAUUGCCAUGAUGAACAACUCAUAUCAACAUAUUGCUGAUCAUGCUGAUAUCGAGUGGAAGUUUGCUCGAACUAAGCUGUGGAUGAGCUACUUUGAAGAAGGAGGCACUUUGCCUCCUCCAUUUAACAUAAUCCCCAGCCCUAAGUCUGCAUGGUACCUGAUUAAGUGGAUCAAGAAGCACAUAUGCAAGAGGACAAGAGCAGAGAGAACUGAGACUUUUGGGUCAAUUAGUAGGAGAGCUGCAAAGAAUGUCCACAUCAAUCACCAGUAUCAGGAGGUGCUGCGAAACUUGGUGAAGCGGUAUGUGGCUGCAAUGAUCAGAGAUGCCAAGACAGAGGAAGGCCUAACAGAGGAGAACUUCAAGGAGCUAAAACAGGACAUUUCUAGUUUCCGAUAUGAAGUGUUAGGAAUGAUGAAAGGAAAUAAACCAGGACUACAGAGUUCUAAGGGAAGUACAGGGGCCUCAAACUCGGCCUAUUCUGACCAUUCUAUGAAGUGUUCAACAGCUCCUACUGGAGAACAACUGAAGACCAAGCUAAAACUUUUCAGUGUCACAGCCUCUAUUCUUCAACAAAAUUCAAAAGCAAAUACGAAGAAUACAGAACACUGCCUUGCUAAUGGGUCCAUUCCUACACCAUCAGAAAUUACUUCGUGCAACAGGACAACAAGUGAUUUCUCUGGAUUGUAUCACCAAAUUCGCCAUAGGGGGACAAACGAUCCUGGCAGGAUUUAUUCUGUGUGUGAAGAGGUUGGAGAGUCAGAUGCAGAGGAACUGGUGGAGAAUAACAAGAAUGACAAAACCUCUGAGUCACUGAUAAUGAACAAGUCCAAUGAAAAUGACAAUGAUGAAAGCAGUAAUGAGACAAAGGAAGUGCAGAAAGUGACGGAGGAAGGAAACAGAAUUUCGGACGUACCAUAUAUAUGUGCUGCAGAUGUAAAUGAUGAGAAUACUGAAAAUGAUGAAGAAAUCAGCAGAUUAUAGUAGCAUACAACCACUAUGUGCGGGACAAUCAGACACCAGUUAUGCCAAACUGUAGUAGCUUCCUUAGGAAUCAACUUGUCUGAACUGUUACAGAUUUCUAUUCUUCACUGAGAACAUUAACAGUAAACCCUUAAAAUGUUUUAACCAUGUUCCAUAUACAAGUUGCCUGAAUAACCAAUAUAGCACAUGGACAUGCCCUGCUGAGGAUUUCUGUUAGACUCAGGAAUGACUCUAAUAUUUGGGAAUAUUCUAGGGAUUCUAGGGAAGCUAUGGCUACAAGAGGAUAUGUUGCCAAUUAAUUCUGUCCAUUAAUAUUUCUGUCCAGAAGGUCUAUUGUUUAAUACCUUGCUAUACAUAUCUUAGCAAGCAUUUAUCAUCAAUAUUGUACUAGCUUAAUUGCACUUCACAAUAAAAUAAAAUUGAAAAUGUAGUAAUCGAAACUAUGUCAGAAGCAACUGUCCUGGUGAGGCAUUUCUUAAUAGAGUUGUGGGUCGAGUAAAAUCUGCUUAAUUACCAAUGCCACAGGAAUAAGCCUAUAGGGCAAAAUAAAACAUCUUCAGAAGUUUUCAGGAUGGCUGCCUGAAGCUGACCAAUGCCUGCUCACCACCCUGAAGUUUCCCAUAAGAAAAAGCAAUAGCUAUGUCUCCAUGAAAAGGAAUUGCACUGUUUGAUUUACCAGCUGAUGAUAACUUUGGGCUGUAUUCAGAGUUGAAUUAAGCAUGAUUAUGAAGGGUUAAAUUAUAAUAAUUAUAGCAGUAUAAAAAUAAUUAGAUGAUACCCUAUGAUAUUUUAAAAUUCAUUACAUAGAUACAUAGAUAGACUUAGUCUUAAUCAGAGACAGCACUUCGCGUGAGGACUGAAAGAUAUAUGGCAUGAUGGGAAAAAUAACUACUUAAAAAUCUACAAGAUAUGAGAUUUUGGAAUUUUCUCUAUGUUAUGGAGUCAUACCAGAUUGUGCUGUACUAAUCUUCCAUUGUGCACAUUAAUCUUACACUUGGGGGUGCACACAUGAAUAGGAGUCACACAAAUAGUAAUAACACUUGUGGUGUAAUGUCAUGCUGUAUUGUAUGUGUAGCAUAAUAUGCAGUUUGGAUUUAGCCCAAGUAUUCACAAUAUUUAAAUACAUUUGUUGCAUACAUCAAUGUUAUCGCUGUUAUAGUUACUGAGUACCACAUGAAAUAUUAAAACCUCUCAACAAGAAAUGAUCUUUUUAUUGACCAAGCAACAGUGAUGGAGCAUGGUGUAACUGUGCUUAUUCUGAGUAAUAAUAAACAGCCUGUAAUUUACCGAAAGAAUUAAUCACCCAACAUCAGAUAGCUAGACACAGUUUGGUUGAAGCGAUGUUUGAAGGGUUGCUCUGCUGUAAUUUCACAGCAUGAUGAAGUUUCUAGUCUGUGUUCUCUGUGUAUUUUGCUAUCUAAUUUGUGUACUUUGUUUUCUAGCCUUUCAAAAAAGUUUGUUAUGAACUGUUAGUGUUUGAGUCUUAAAUCACUUACAAAAACUUAAGAAAAAUGGUUUCAGUAUAAUCACAAGGGUUACAAGAGUAAUUCCAAUGACUAUCGUCUACCAUCCACAAGCUUCCCUCUAAAUUAAAGAACAAAAAUCAAUGCUUCACCUGGUUAGAAACAAAAAAAACAAAAAUUCCAUCAGGCCUGAAUCCUUUUUUCUUCUUAGAAUAUUGUAUUGGAUUCUCACCCUCACACUUCCUUUACCUUCUCAUGCAAAUAGUAUAUUGCAAAAUAAUUUAAUUUGUUAGACAAAGUUCUAUUUUUUAUCAACAGGCAGCCAAAUAAUUUGGUUGAAAUCUAUACUGUAAAUCAAAUUAAAUUUACUAAUAUAGAUUGCAAAUACAGUUAAUGUACCCUACUGAAAUUAAAAAAUUUUGGAAUGUAGUAAAAGGUUACUUAAACAUCAUCUGGUAUGUUGUUGGGAAUCAUCUGAUUAAAUGUCUGUAGCUGGUGUGUUUGUAUAAAUGACUAUCCAAAAAAGUGUUACUAACAAUCUGCCAACUUUGGAGGCAGGUGAACUGAUUGAUCUGAUUGGAUUAAAAAAGUCAAGAAUUGAUCUGAUUGGGUUGAAAAACUCAAGAAUUGAUUUGUUUGGGUUGAAAAAGUCAAGCGCUUACCGUGACUGGUGGUAGAUCGUUCUGAGUGUGGAGAUCUUUUCUAUUGGAAAUACUGACUUCAGUUUUGAAAUUAAUUUUCGGACCAACUCUGAAUACGACCCUUUGUCAUUAGCUGAGAGAUUUUUUGUCUUCAUGCAGCCUACUGUAGUAUACUAUUACUAUGCAAAUAUUUAAUUCACCCUAUAGCGGGUUCUCAUAGCAGGACGCUCAUGAUGUUCCUGAGGGAUGGACGAAUAAGAAUAUUGGGAAUUUCUGUAUUCAGUAGAUAUAUCAUGUUAUUGGCUAAGCAGCCACAUUUAUAUGUGGUAUGUAUGUCCUACUUCAGUAUCAUGUAGCCUUUAUAUCACAGUUAUGUUGAGCUUGUCAUAUUACACAUAUCUGUCAUGUAUACUCUGUAUAAUUCUUUGAAAUCAUGCUAUACAUUUCAAACUGAAUAACUGCAUCACAUUUUCAUAAACAAAAGGUACUGAUUGACAUUUUGAAACUGAGCUGUCUGUAAGUCUACCAUGUGAGCAUAAUGAACAGUGCAUACAUGUUUGUUUGAAGGGCCAGUGCUGUGUGCUGAAUAUAAAAAACAAAAAUAAAUAAACUAAUUACAUUGCA
This is a messenger RNA of Hemibagrus wyckioides, 6057 nucleotides long. It is a transcript of the gene trpc4a, whose product is annotated as transient receptor potential cation channel, subfamily C, member 4a. NCBI's taxonomy places the organism in Eukaryota, Metazoa, Chordata, Actinopteri, Siluriformes, Bagridae. Bases 489 to 3329 code for a protein of 946 amino acids. The record is from RefSeq and is a predicted model, not a curated record. Gene Ontology annotation, biological process: calcium ion transmembrane transport; manganese ion transport; regulation of cytosolic calcium ion concentration. The transcript has 11 exons. Gene Ontology annotation, cellular component: cation channel complex; membrane. Gene Ontology annotation, molecular function: inositol 1,4,5 trisphosphate binding; protein binding; store-operated calcium channel activity.